This is a messenger RNA of Medicago truncatula (barrel medic), 6623 nucleotides long. RefSeq names its product DNA polymerase zeta catalytic subunit. Gene Ontology annotation, molecular function: nucleotide binding; DNA-directed DNA polymerase activity; DNA binding. Bases 99 to 6095 code for a protein of 1998 amino acids. Gene Ontology annotation, cellular component: zeta DNA polymerase complex; nucleus. The record is from RefSeq and is a predicted model, not a curated record. NCBI's taxonomy places the organism in Eukaryota, Viridiplantae, Streptophyta, Magnoliopsida, Fabales, Fabaceae. The transcript has 24 exons. Gene Ontology annotation, biological process: double-strand break repair via homologous recombination; error-prone translesion synthesis.
AUAGCACCGCACCGAAAGCGUACGAGAGAAGCUUUUGUAGUUAAGAGUUGAAUUUGUUCUUCCAACUACCUAGCGCCAAAACUACCACCAUUUUCAAAAUGUCAGAUUCAGAGUCAAAUUCAGAUGUUUUCAGUGUUCGAAUUGUCUCCGUAGACCAUUACAUGGCAUCGCCAAUCCCAUCCAUCGAUAUCUCUCACAGCACCUUCCAUCGUGGAAAAGUGAACGAAGUUCCUGUAAUUAGAGUUUAUGGUUCUACUCCUGCUGGCCAGAAAACUUGCCUGCACAUUCAUGGAGCUUUGCCUUAUUUAUAUGUGUCGUGUUCAGAUAUACCACUCCAACUAGACCAAGAAGGUGAUGCAUACACCUACAUGGUAGCUUCUUCUCUCGAGAAAGCCUUGAAGCUUAAAGGCAGUGCUGAUUCAUCGAGACAACAUGUACAUGGCUGCAGCCUUGUCCGAGCAAAGAAAUUUUAUGGCUAUUGCUCAUUUGAAGAGUUUUUUGUAAAGAUUUACCUAUAUUAUCCUCAAGAUGUCUCUCGUGCAGCAAAUCUUCUCUUGGCUGGUGCUGUUCUUAAUAAAAGUUUACAGCCUCACGAAUCACAUAUUCCCUUUAUUCUUCAGUUUCUGGUUGAUUACAACUUGUAUGGCAUGGGUCAUUUACAUCUAUCAAAGAUGAGGUUUCGCCAUCCCAUGCCGGAUUCUAUUCACAAGAAGUCAGACAUCAAUAGCCAGCACAGAAAGGCAGAUCCAGGUGCUGAGGCAUGUUUAGAGUCAAAAAUAUGGAUGUCUUCCACGAUCUCAUUCGACUGGAUGUGGUCACUCCCUAGUGAAUCUGGUGGUUCAUCAAAUGACAACACUCACAGUCCUAAGCGUCAAAGCAUCUGUGAGCUUGAAGGAGAUAUUUCUGUAGAUGAGAUUCUUAAUCAGCAGUUUAAAAUGUUUUCAUCUCUCUCACAAACAAGCUCAAAUGUCAACAUGGUUCAGUCACUUGUAUCAAUAUGGGAGGAACAGCGAAAACGGUCGGGGAUUCACGAGGCUACGAUGCUUUCUGAUUCUGGUAAACCACUACCAGAAGAUGUCAUGAAACUUCUCUCUUCUGGUCUUGACUUUGAGAAAAAACUUAUUCAAUUGUGCAGUGAAUCCGACACCACUUUAUCUUGCACUCCUUUUGAGAAGGAACUCAGAGAAACAGACAUAAUAGGCUCAGCAUCGCCACCAGCUUCAUUGUGUGAAAAUGCCAAAUUGCUUGAGGAAGGGACCGACACAAGUCUCAAGUUGUUGAAAAUUGGUCAAAUGCAAUCAGCUGAAAAGAUUGAAAUGUUGGACAUAAAGGAUGCUGAUAUGGAAGCACAAAAUCUUCUUAAGUGGCUUGCAACUUCUCAAGCUGCAGAGGAUAUAAACUCUGAUGAUGAACUUGCUUGUGAAACAAUCUUGAGUCCCUUGCCACCUGCUGCAACAAUUGAUAAGAUGCUGGAGAAAGCAAAUAUGGCUUAUGAGAGUGAGUCCCAGCAGGAGUGUCAAGAUAUUCUAGAUUCAAUUGAUGAUAUGCUUGCGUUAGACCUGCCAAAAAAAAAGCCUUCUCGUUCCUUUGAUCACAAUUGUCCUAUUGAAGCUUCAUCCGACAAUAUGAUACCUCAAGUUGAUGGUUCUAACGAUGAUGAAUUCUCAAGUCCAUGUGCUAGUUUGGCUGAAAUCUCUUCUGCAGUUGAGAUAAACAGUGAAUACAAAAGAGCUUCUGAGAACCACUUACUGCACAAUACUGACACAAGUACAGUCAAUACAGAUAAAAGAAAUAGACAAUGGGGGUCUUUGCCUUUUUCCAUGACCGGGAAGGUUAAUAAUGAUGGAGAGCAUGCUACCUCACAAGUGGCUCAUCUGUUUGAACGAGAAACCGAGGAUUCUUCUCUGUCAGAUUACUUAACCAGGAAUGAGAUUAAAAAUAAUAAAUAUAUUAAAAGAAAUGUUGGAGAAGGUGCCUCAGAUUCAAAAGAAGUGCAUAGUUUGGUUAACUGCUCGUUAAGGGACUUGAUGAGGAGAAAGCGAUCCUAUCGAGUUGAACAUGAUGAACGAGAAUCUGGAACUGCAAAGAAGCUUAAUUUGGACAGGCAUGGGGGGACAAAAACGUGCCUUUGGCCAAAACUUGAAUUGGAAACAAUGCAAACCGAUGAAGUAGAAAAAGAACUCCAAAAAAAUUCUGAUCAUGAAGUGAGAAGUCGUGAUAAUUUAGUGUGUCGGAAACAGUCAUUUCCAUCUGACAGUGACAGUUUUUUGAAUAUAUCUAAAGAUGAAUGUUUAGUUCAACAUGAAAGGCAUUAUCUAGAAGCAGGUAUGGUGUUGAAGAACUCUGCAAAUCAAAGUUCUUCUUCAAUGCAUGAAAGGCCGGUCCUGCUUGAAACUUCACAUUUGGCUGAUUCCAUAGACAAAUCUGUGGCUUGCAGGGAGAAAAACACCAAGGAUAGAACAACUUAUGAAAAACAUGCAGCUUCUGAUGCCUAUACCCCAAAUCCUUCUUUAGACACUCAUUUGAGAACUGACGAUGAUCAUAAAGUCAGAGCUCCUGAGAGGUGUCAGGAAACUGAUUCUGUUGCUUCAGGUAGUAGACAAAACUCAUUAGUCGAUGACGAAGUGUCGGGCAAAAGUAAGUGCAUUGAUAAAACUUCUAGUGGUAGCAUAUUUUUUGUGCAGCAUGAUCAGAUGAAGUCUUACGAGCAUGCUGUGGGAAAAAGUGCUGCAAGUGAUACAAGAGUAUUGCUCACUGAUAAGGUUGAUAAUCAAAAGCUGGAUAAAAAUUUGCUGUGUAAGACUGUUGGCUCAGAACCCAUUGUUGAUGACCUGAAGAGUAAUCACAUGAAAUUAACUAAAGUGGUCAUAGGCAAUAGCUCUUUGGUUGACAAGAAUCUUAAAAGUCAUUUGUCCUUGCCAACCUUCCCGAAUAAUUUACAUUUGGAUGAGGAUGAUGAAAUGCCAGGCAACGCUCUGGAUGUAUUUCUUCCUAUUUCUGCAAGGAAUUCCCAGAAACAGAAAAAACCUUGGAACAAGUGUGUUACUAUUGAAACCCCCAGAUCCUCUGGGACAAAAGGCGUUUCCACUUACUAUCAAAAUGAUGGCUCUCACCUAUACCUAUUAACACCUAAUAUUUUGCCUCCUUCUGCCGGUUCUGUGCAAAGAUGGCUAUUUUGUGAUGAGAGAGAACCUGAUGCGGAGGACCAGGAUGUACCUAAAUGCACGUCUGGGCCUCUUAGGCAUACUCCUGAUCAAAUGCGUCAAGAACCUGGUGCAAAGGACAAGGACAUAUCUAAAUGCGCCUCUGGACCUACUCUUAGGCCUGAGCUGCAUCAAGAUACAGAGAAGAAGCUUCCAUGCAUUAACGAAGGACAAACAGAAAGAAUAAAAGCACAUAUGGAUCACUCUCAAGAUAUUUCUCAGAUAUCAGGCCCUGGUGAGAAAUCAAGUUUUACCCCUCUAAGUCAAAUUGGAUUUCAGGAUCCGGCAAGUGCUGGCCAUGGACAACAAUUGGCAUUACUUAGUAUAGAGGUGCUUGCAGAAUCUAGAGGAGACCUUUUACCUGAUCCUCAAUUUGAUGCCGUAAAUAUUGUAGCUCUUGGUUUUCAGAAAGAUUGUGAUGCUACUGUUGAAGUUCUAGUUCUUUUGCAUAGUAAAUUUGUACCUUGUCAGAGAAGUCUUGAUGGUCUAUCAGACUGCAAAGUACUGAACUUCACUGAUGAAAAGCACUUGCUUAAAGAAUUUACAAAGAUUGUGUCUUCAUCUGACCCAGAUAUAUUGAUGGGUUGGGAAAUUCAAGGGAGUUCUCUUGGUUUUCUAGCAGAAAGGGCUUCACAUCUUGGUUUUGGAUUACUUAAUGAUUUGUCUCGCACUCCAUCUAAUUCUUGGAUUAAUUCUCAAGACAUCAAAACAUCUGAGAAAAGUAUCUUGGAACCGGACAUCCCAGAUACUACCAGUCUAGAUUGUUGUGCACGAGAAAGUUCAAUAAUUGAGGAUGAGUGGGGACGGACACAUGCUAGUGGAGUUCAUGUAGGUGGAAGAAUUGUCCUUAACUUAUGGAGAUUGAUUCGUGGAGAAGUUAAGCUGAAUUUGUAUUCAGUUGAAGCUGUUGCUGAAGCUGUAUUGAGGCGGAAAGUUCCUUCACUUAACCACAAUGUGCUGACAAAGUGGUUUUCAAGGGGUCCAGGGCAAGCAAGAUAUCAGUGUAUCAAAUAUAUUGUGGAUAGAGCAAAGCUGAACCUGGAGAUAUUAAACCAACUUGAUAUGGUGAAUCGAACAUCAGAACUUGCUCGCGUCUUUGGAAUAGACUUCUUUUCUGUUCUUUCUCGAGGCUCACAAUACCGUGUUGAAUCCAUGUUUUUGAGGUUGGCCCACACACAAAACUACGUUGCUAUCUCGCCUGGAAAUCAACAGGUUGCUUCUCAACCUGCCAUGGAAUGCCUUCCCCUAGUAAUGGAACCAGAGUCAGGAUUUUAUUCAGAUCCUGUUGUUGUACUUGACUUCCAAUCUUUAUAUCCGUCAAUGAUAAUUGCAUACAACCUUUGCUUUUGCACAUGUCUUGGCAAAGUUGUGCCAUCAAAGACUAAUACACUUGGGGUUAGUCCAUUUGUACCGGAGCAACAUAUUCUUCAGGAUUUAAAAGAUCAAAUCUUGCUCACUCCAAAUGGUGUUAUGUUUGUACCUUCCAAGAUUCGAAGAGGUGUACUUCCCCGUCUAUUGGAAGAAAUUUUAUCAACUAGAAUAAUGGUAAAACAAGCAAUGAAAAAGUUGUCUCCUUCAGAGCAAGUCCUUCAGCGGAUAUUUAAUGCAAGACAGCUUGCUUUGAAGCUCAUAUCAAAUGUAACAUACGGUUAUACUGCUGCUGGAUUUAGUGGUCGCAUGCCCUGUGCAGAACUUGCAGACAGCAUUGUUCAAUGUGGACGCUGUACACUGGAAAAGGCUAUAUCUUUUGUAAAUCUACAUGAAAAGUGGAAUGCUAAAGUUAUUUAUGGAGAUACUGAUAGUAUGUUUGUCCUUCUUAAAGGACGCACUGCCAAAGAGGCCUUCCAAAUUGGUAGUGAGAUUGCUUCUGCUAUCACUGCUAUGAAUCCUAGUCCUGUCACCUUGAAGAUGGAGAAAGUUUAUCACCCAUGUUUCCUCAUUACUAAAAAGCGAUAUGUUGGCUACAGUUAUGAGAACCCCAAUCAAAUUGAACCUGUUUUUGAUGCCAAAGGUAUUGAAACAGUACGCAGGGACACAUGUGAAGCAGUUGCAAAGAUAAUGGAGCAGUCUUUGAGACUUUUUUUUGAGCACCAGAGUUUAUUGGAGGUGAAGACUUAUUUGCAGCGUCAAUGGAAGAGGAUUCUUUCAGGCAGAGUUUCCCUCAAGGAUUUUAUCUUUGCAAAGGAGGUUCGCUUGGGUACCUACAGUGCAAGGAUCUCGUCACUUCCUCCUGCUGCAAUUGUGGCAACGAAGGCUAUGAGGGUUGAUCGUAGGGCUGAACCACGUUAUGCAGAGAGAAUACCUUAUGUUGUAAUCCAUGGAGAGCCUGGAGCCCGCCUAGUUGAUAUGGUUGUGGAUCCAUUGGAAGUUUUGGCAAUUGAUUCACCAUUCAGAAUAAAUGAUUUAUAUUACAUUAAUAAACAAAUAAUACCGGCUUUACAGCGAGUAUUUGGGCUUGUUGGUGCUGACCUGAACCAGUGGUUUGCAGAGAUGCCUCGUCCUGUAAGAGAAGCUUCUGUAAAGCAUGCAUUCACUCCAAACUUCCAACGGACCAGAAUUGAUUAUUACUAUCUCUCAAAACAUUGUGUACUCUGUGGUGGGUUGGUCCAGGCAUCAGCCCGUUUAUGCAGUCAAUGUUCUGAAAAUGAGGUGGCUGCUGCAACAGCAGUGAUUGGUAAAACUGCAAAGUUGGAGCAAGAGAUGCAACACCUUGUAUCUAUAUGUCAACAUUGUGGAGGCGGCGAUAGGCUUCUCGAAAGUGGUGUGAAGUGCACUUCGAUUUCGUGCCUGGUGUUUUAUGAGAGGCGAAAAGUUCAGAAAGAGCUACUAGCAGCCACCCAUGUUGCUGCAGAUAAAGGCUUCUAUCCAAGAUGCACGGUAGAAUGGUUUUGAAAGCAUUUUCUUGUUUGCUUAGUAAAAUAUUUUAGUAAGUUAGAUGUACAGAUAGCUGCGAAUGGUCUUUUCACCCCUUAUUUUUCUGUUUGGAGGAUAGACAAAAAUUCCCUUCUCUUUUCUUUUCCCCCUCUCUAACCUCAGUUUUUCAUAUUGUAAACUUAAAGUUUACUGUAUACAAAUUUUAAAAUUAAAAUGUGUAUGUCUCAAAUCUGAAGUUUAUGCUAUACAUUUGUAUGUUGUUAACUUCAUAUUUAUGAUACACAUUUUUAAUAAAGGGUGACACUCCUAAUUGCUGGGAGACAUUUAACAAUUCCCAGUAUUUGUAGUUUGUACACAGUGGUACUGUAAAAUUCAUAGCUUCUGGGAUUGGGCUGGUGGAAUUAGGUAUGGAUGUAUGAGGUUCCAUGUCCAAACUCAUUGUCACCAUUACAAAAUCUUGUAUAGCUGUAAUCCAAAAUUAAUUGUUUUAGAUGUAAUGUGAUUCUGAGUUUUUGUAACACUAUUGCAAUUGCAGUUGUGAUAUUA